AUGACCCUCCCCGUCCCCACCCUCGCUCGCGGCCCCUCCUCCGCAUCCUCCUCCUCCCCACCAGCCUCCCUCCGCAUCCGCCUCGUCCCCCACCUCGACUCUCGCCGCACUCUCCGCUUCGACGCCAUCUCCCGCGAUCUCAAACACGGCGACCCUCCCCUCCGCAUCGGUCGCUUCACUGACCGCUCAGGCAUCGGCCUCGCAGCCGCAAACGCCCUCAGCUCAAACAAGCUCGCCUUCAAAUCAAAAGUCGUCUCCCGCUCCCACGCUGAGAUCUGGGUCGACUCCGCAAAGUUUUACAUCAAAGACACAAAGUCCUCCUCGGGCACCUUCCUCAACCACCUCAGGCUCUCCCCCGCAGGCACAGAGUCAAAGCCACACCAGCUCAAGGAUGGCGAUAUCCUCCAGCUCGGCGUCGAUUACCAGGGCGGCACAGAGGACAUCUACAAGUCCGUCAAAAUUCGCAUAGAGGUAGGCAGGGAGUGGCAGGCCGCUGCUAAUGCCUUCAACACAAACGCCAUAUCCCAGCUCAAAUCCCUAGCAGCAGGCCUCGCUUCCGGCCAUGUCCCUUCAGGAAAGAAACGCGCCCCAAAGACGAACAUCCCAGAUUGCUGUAUAUGUGAGUCUCCGCCUUCUCUCCUCUCUCCCUCUCUCACCGUCAACGUCUCAGGUCUCUUCUCAGUCACCAUCCGUCAAGCCCUCUUCAUCGCCCCCUGCUCUCACGCCUUUCACUACAAAUGCAUCCGCCCCCUCCUCGACGCCCACGAAUCCGCCUUUUCCUGCCCCCUCUGCCGCACCUACGCCAACCUAGAAGAGGACGUCGAG
Molecule: messenger RNA, 825 nt
Organism: Serpula lacrymans var. lacrymans S7.9
Lineage: Eukaryota; Fungi; Basidiomycota; Agaricomycetes; Boletales; Serpulaceae
Exons: 2
Biological process (GO): mitotic spindle assembly checkpoint signaling; ubiquitin-dependent protein catabolic process; negative regulation of septation initiation signaling
Cellular component (GO): cytosol; ubiquitin ligase complex; cell division site
Molecular function (GO): ubiquitin protein ligase activity; protein binding
Source: RefSeq, a predicted model, not a curated record